AUCAAACACUAGAUUCCUGUAGAACCAGUGUUGAUGAGGAGCAUGAGGUCAACUGUAGAACAUGCAAAGGAAAAAGAGAAAAGUGACUAGAAUUAUGAAUUAUCAUCUAUCUACACAAAUGCACUUUUGUUAUUUAAGCAAGUCCUGAACCACACACAACACAAGAGGUGCAAAGUGCAACCAAACCAGUUUAAGACAGCACAAAUACACACACAUAUAUAAUAUGGCCUACAUCGCCACCACGGUUGGUGCCAGCACCGUCACCACAGUGGAUUGUCAGAAACAAGUAAGAUCAUGGAGGCUACUACGUUCCAUCAUGGAGCUUCUAAUCCCCACUUGCAACUGCACUUUCUUCCUCGAAGAACAAGACCAAUCACAAAAGUGUCUCCAACAAAAGUAUCCACGACAACAACAUCAACAACUCAUGACUUGUGCCACAAUCACUGGCACUAUCUUUGGAUAUCGCAAAGGAAAGGUCAGUUUUUGCAUCCAGGCUAAUUCCAACUCAAGCAACCCAAUUCUGCUGCUAGAGUUGGCAGUUCCAACAAGCGUUUUGGCUAAGGAAAUGAGAGGGGGCAAUCUCAGAAUUGUGCUGGAGAGUUCAUGUAACAACACCACCAACAACAGUAAUCUUUUUUCCUCACCUCUUUGGAGCAUGUACUGCAACGGGAGGAAAGUGGGGUAUGCCGUUAAGCGUAGGCCUUCAAAUGGUGACUUUGAAGCACUGAGUUUGAUGAGUUCUGUUGCUGUAGGGACUGGUGUUAUAAACAGUUGCAAGGAACUGCAGCAUCAAGAGGACGAGCUUAUGUACCUUAGAGCCAAUUUUCAAAGGGUUCGUGGUUCCUCCAAUUCUGAAUCUUUUCAUUUGAUUGACCCUGAAGGAAGCAUUGGUCAAGAGCUUAGUAUUUUCUUUUUCAGGUCCAAGUGACCUUAAUUAACUUGUUUAUUAUUGUUGCUGUGUAUAUAUAUAUUCAGAGUCGUUAAUUUCAACUUUCAAAAGCUUACCCUUUUUUGAGCCGUGCCUAGGUAUGCAUUGCAUGGUUUUGUCCUAUGUUCUGUAUGUAUAGUUUUCAAAGUGCUCUUCUUUUUUGUUGGCUGUGUUAGGUUUGGACAGAAUUUAACAAUUUGGGAGAGGUAGCUUCAAGCCUAUCAGUCUAUUGGCUUUUUUUUUUUCCACUCCCUUUCAUUGUAGCAGAAGUUAAGAACUGUC
Molecule: messenger RNA, 1210 nt
Organism: Vigna radiata var. radiata (mung bean)
Lineage: Eukaryota; Viridiplantae; Streptophyta; Magnoliopsida; Fabales; Fabaceae
Product: protein MIZU-KUSSEI 1-like
Exons: 1
Coding region: 224-928 (234 amino acids)
Biological process (GO): hydrotropism
Source: RefSeq, a predicted model, not a curated record